Somion occarium is the source of this 847-nucleotide messenger RNA. NCBI's taxonomy places the organism in Eukaryota, Fungi, Basidiomycota, Agaricomycetes, Polyporales, Cerrenaceae. The record is from the annotation of a GenBank genome assembly.
GUAGCUCUAAAUUUCUUGACGGUUUCUCCCUGUUUCUCCCUACGUUCAAUCAUGGCGGAUGUAGAGUACCUGAAAAGCCUUCUAACGGCACAUCCUGAUUUCCCUCAAAAGGGUAUCGUCUUCUUGGAUAUCUUCCCAAUCUUGAGGAAUCCAGUUGCAUUUGAGACCCUCGUCACAAACUUUGUACACCAUCUCAAUUCGAAGACAGUCGCACAAUCAUCGUCCAAGAAGAUUGAUGUUGUCGUUGGCCUCGAUGCUCGUGGAUUCCUUUUUGGUCCAAUCAUCGCCAUGAGACUUGGAGCUGCGUUCGUUCCUGUUCGCAAAAAGGGGAAGCUACCAGGGGAAUGCGUAACUGCCACCUACGAGAAGGAAUAUGGCACAGAUUCAUUUGAGAUGCAGGCAGAUGCAAUCAAACCUGGCCAGAAUGUAGUAGUGAUCGACGAUCUAAUUGCAACAGGUGGCUCUGCCAAGGCUGCAGGCGAGCUUGUCGCCAAGUGUGGUGGCAAGACUCUCGAAUACUUAUUCAUCAUCGAGCUAUCCUUCCUGAAGGCAGCGGAGAAGCUCGACGCCCCACUCUAUUCACUGGUUCAAGUGGACGACGAUUAGGAGGUUCUGAUUCCCAUUCAUAUGUAUGAAUAAUUUACUACUACAUACUGCUACAUGUACAGCAUCAAACAAGCAACCGUGUAUUGAGCAACGGGUGCCCGUUAAGAUACAGCACUCGUCGAGGAUCCGCAUCUGCUUUUCUGUUAGAGUCCGACUGGUUUCGAUCGUCCCUCCUGGUAUCCCCUUUCUCUGUUACGGGCUCAGCCUUGGAGGCAAUGGCUAGCAUGACAUGGCCCAUUCC